Molecule: messenger RNA, 1275 nt
Organism: Arachis ipaensis
Lineage: Eukaryota; Viridiplantae; Streptophyta; Magnoliopsida; Fabales; Fabaceae
Source: RefSeq, a predicted model, not a curated record
AUGUCUUUUCGAAAAGUUUCUUUGGUGCAUAUUCCUCGAAUUCAUAAUGAGAUUGCUAAUGAGUUAGCUCAAAUUGCCUCGAAGUAUCGGGUUGGUCCGGAAACUAUUAAGAAAUUAUCUAGUAUCCAUCAAAUUUUAGUACCAGCAAAUGAGAGAGAGGUGUUAUGCAUAGAUGAAUGGGAGGAUUCUGAUUGGAGAAAGCCUAUUGCUCGGUAUUUGAAAGAUCUCAAUAUUGCAGUUGAUAGAAAACUAAAGUUACAAGCAAUGAACUUCGUUUUAUUGGCUGAUGAGUUAUACAAAAAAGGGAUCGAUGGAAGUUUGUUGAGAUGUUUGAGUCGAGAAGAUCAAAACAUUGCUUUAGGUGAAGUUCAUAAUGGAAUAUGUGGUGCUCAUCAGGCAGGAAAGAAAAUGAGAUGGGUGUUAUAUCGCAAUCAUGUGUUUUGGACAUCUAUGAUAAAAGAUUGUAUCGAUUAUGCAAAGGCAUGUCAAGAAUGUCAGAAACAUGGUUCGAUACAACAGAUUCCAGUGGCUGAACUGCAUUCGAUAAUAAAGCCAUGGCCAUUUAGAGUUCCUUUGGUAGAAGUUGGUCAAACAGAGAUAAUUGAUUUUGUCGAAGAAAAUAUUAUUCAUCGAUUUGGAAUUCCUCAGACGUUAAGUACUGACCAAGGAACUAUGUUUACUGGUCAGCGAAUUAAAAACUUUGCGGCUUCAAGGAACAUUAGUAUGGUUACUUCAACUCCUUAUUAUGCACAGGCUAAUAGGCAAGUAGAGGCAGCAAAUAAGAUAUUGAUAGGCUUGAUUAAAAAGCAUAUCAGGAACAAGCCUCGAACAUGGCAUGAGACUUUAAGUCAAGUAUUAUGGGCCUAUCGGAAUUCACCAAGAGGUUCGACAAGGACUUCACCUUAUAAAUUGGUGUAUGACCAUGAUGCAGUGUUACCAUUAGAAAUUAAUUUGAAUACUUUAAGAGUAUCAAAACAGAAUGAUUUGCCAGUCGAUGAUUAUUGUAGUGCAAUGUUCGAUGAGUUAAAUGAGUUAGACUCGGAGCGAAUGUUAGCAGUUGAUAAUAUAAUUCGACAAAAAGAAAGUGUUGCUCGAAGUUAUAAUCGUCGAAUUAAGGAGAAAUAUUUCAAGACAGGUGAGUUAGUUUUGAAAGUUAUUUUACCAAUGGAAAAGAAAUCAAAAUUUCUUGGUAAAUGGUCCCAUAAUUGGGAAGGUCCCUUUCAAGUGAUAGGGGUAUUUUUGGAAAUGCUUAUCAGAUUAAAGACAUCGAGUUAG